AUGGGAGAUGGCCGAGAGAAGAAGACUUACUUCUCUUUUUCGCCUGUUGGCAACUGGUCUUCUCUCAUUUACCCUGAAGCCAUUCCCGAGCGUCUGGGAGUUUUGGCAUAUCUUUCGGAUUUGGGCUUGAUUCAUGACGAUACUGGUGAGGGCCUCAGCAUCGAGGAAGCCCAAGCCGAGCACGAUGAACUCCAUGCUGCCUUGGACCCAGAGGACAAGACCAGUCUGGAUCCUGACUCAAGGGCAAUGAAGACCAAGAAGCUCGUUUCACAGUGCAUGCUUGAGUGUAUCAACCUUGAUCAUGAGCUUGGGUUGAAUAUGCUCGCUGCCUUUCGUGAUGUCUGGCUUGCUAUCAGCGAGAAGAACAGCGACAAGGAGGCACAGACAUUAGAAGAAUAUCUCCAAUACCGCAGUGAUAACGGCGGCAUGCUCUUGGGAAUAUCUCUCUCAGAAGCGGAGCACGAGCUCGUGCAGCCCAUCAUUGACGCGGCCACGGAAGGUCUUUUAUUGGCGAAUGACUACUUCAGCUGGGAGCGCGAGCUGAGAGAACUCCAGUCUGGUCAGUCCAAGAGGAUUGUGAGCGCCGUGGAGCUAUUCGCCCGAACAAUGGGACUUUCAGUUGAGGAUGCGAAGGAGGCGGUCAAAUCCAGGAUCAUCAAGUCAGAAAGUGAUUUCUGUCAACGCCGCGAUGAUCUCUACAAAGCUCAACCCAACAUAUCAUCGAAGUUGAGAAGAUGGAUUGAUUGUGCUGGCCUAGCGGUCUCAGGAAACCACUAUUGGUGCUCUGCCUGUCCGAGACAAAACGCAUGGAAGGACGAAACAGUUUCAAAUGGCCAAAACGGCCAUGGUCUUGAUCACAUUCACAACGGACACGGGUUCAAGACUGUGCCCAGCACCAAUGAAACUGCUACCAAUUUUCAAAGCAACGAUAUCAAGAUUCUCUCUAACGGAAACGGUGCCAAAACCGUGGUCAAUGGCAACGGAGUCAAAAGAAAACUCUCACAGUACGGAAUGGCAAGUCCAGAACAAGAGCCAUUUGAUCAGAAAAAGAGAAGCAUGGACACAGAUGUUUUGUGUCAAAAACACGAUAUUCAAAUGGUCUCCCAUUACCCCCAUUACAAACCGUCCAAUCUGGCCAUGGAUGCGCCGGCAGCCUACAUUUCAGGGAUGCCUUCCAAAGGUGUUCGCGGCACCCUGAUUGAUGCCCUCAACACCUGGCUACACGUGCCUUCAGCAGCGAUCAAGACAAUCACGUCAGUUGUAAACCUGUUGCACAAUGCAUCACUCAUUUUGGACGACCUGGAAGACAACUCUCCACUCAGGCGGGGGUUCCCAUCAGCCCACGUCAUCUUCGGCCAAGCCCAGUCUAUCAACAGCGCAAACUUCAUGUUCGUCAGAGCAGUACAGGAAGUAGCUCAGAAUCUCAGUCCAGCUGCACUGACAGCAGUGCUUGAAGAGCUUGAAGGCCUCUACCUCGGGCAAAGCUGGGACCUGUACUGGAAGUUCAACCUGGCAUGCCCUACCGAGGCCGAGUACGUCAACAUGAUUGACCAUAAGACCGGCGGCAUGUUCAGGAUGCUGCUACGGGUCAUGCAGGCCGAGAGCACAGCUACGGAGACACCAGGCCUCGACUUCGAGCGGUUGACUCUGCUCUUCGGGCGCUUCUUUCAGAUUCGGGACGACUACAUGAACUUCGGAGACUACGUGGCCCAAAAGGGUCUCUGCGAGGACCUGGACGAGGGCAAGUUUUCGUACCCCAUCGUCUACUGCCUCGCCAACCACCCGGAAUAUCGUGGGCACAUUCUUGGCGUGUUCAGGCAGCGACCGACGGUGGCCACGACUACCGCUUCUCCGCUUUCCAAGGAGAGCAAGGCGCAUCUGGUGAGCUGCUUACGCAAAUGUGGAGCGUUCGAGAAGACGCUCGACUGCUUGCGGGACAUGGAGCGGGAGCUGGAGUCGGAAAUCGACCGACUGGAGCGUUUGACGGGAGACACCAACCCCAUGCUCCGCCUGUGCCUUGCAAAGCUAAGCACAAAGGGAAUUGCCACGUUGGGAUAG
Colletotrichum fioriniae is the source of this 2058-nucleotide messenger RNA. Lineage: Eukaryota; Fungi; Ascomycota; Sordariomycetes; Glomerellales; Glomerellaceae. The record is from RefSeq and is a predicted model, not a curated record.